Molecule: messenger RNA, 4644 nt
Organism: Trichoplusia ni (cabbage looper)
Lineage: Eukaryota; Metazoa; Arthropoda; Insecta; Lepidoptera; Noctuidae
Gene: Klp61F
Product: kinesin-like protein Klp61F
Biological process (GO): mitotic spindle assembly; microtubule-based movement
Cellular component (GO): nucleus; spindle microtubule
Molecular function (GO): plus-end-directed microtubule motor activity; microtubule binding; ATP binding
Source: RefSeq, a predicted model, not a curated record
UAAAUUUGUUUGCGGUUCACCGUUCAACGGACUUUCUUGACAAUUUGAAAUCAAAGACGCGUUUUAGUGGAUUUAUUCAAAAACAAUUGUAGUGGAGUGUUUAUUUCGAGUUAUUUUAUGUGUAUUGUGCCAAGAUGACGACGGAUAAGAUAAGGAAGGACAAGAAUCAGAACAUUCAGGUGUUCAUUCGCUUAAGACCAUUAAAUCAACGAGAAAAGGACAUAAAAUCCCUGGGGGUGAUAGAGGUGGUGAACAACCGGGAGGUGGUGGUCCGCCAGUCGCAGCAGACCUCACACACUAAGAAGUUCACAUUUGACAGAGCUUUUGCUCCGAGUGCCAGCCAGUUGACAGUAUACCAAGAAGUAGUGAGUCCUCUUAUAGAGGAAGUCCUCAAUGGCUACAACUGCACAGUGUUUGCUUAUGGGCAGACCGGGACGGGCAAGACACAUACCAUGGUGGGAGAACACACUGGGACUGAUACCCACUGGCAGAAUGACCCGCUGGCCGGCAUAAUCCCGCGCGCCCUCAGCCAGCUAUUCGACGAGCUCCGCCUCACCAACACGGAGUAUACGGUCCGCGUGUCCUAUCUGGAGCUCUACAAUGAGGAGCUGUUUGAUUUGCUGGCCACUUCCGAAGACAACUCCAAGCUCAGGAUAUAUGAGGAUGUUACGAGGAAGGGAUCCAAUAUUGUUAAUGGGCUGGAGGAGAUUACGGUAUACAACAAGAAUGAAGUGUACAAGAUCAUGGCUCAGGGUCAGGAGAGGAAGAGAGUUGCAUCAACUCUCAUGAAUGCUCAAUCAAGUCGCUCCCACACGGUGUUCACGAUCGUAGUCCACAUGAAGGAGAACAGUCCGGAAGGUGAGGAGCUGAUGAAGAUCGGUAAACUGAACCUGGUGGACCUCGCCGGCUCGGAGAACAUCAGCAAGGCCGGCUCCGACAACCCCGCCAAGAAGGAGCGCGCGAGAGAGUGCGUCAACAUCAACCAGUCGCUUCUGACUCUUGGGAGAGUUAUUACUGCGCUGGUUGAGAGACAUCCCCAUAUACCUUAUAGGGAAUCAAAACUGACCCGAAUUCUUCAAGAAUCCCUCGGCGGUCGGACCAAGACGUCCAUCAUUGCAACCAUAUCCCCUGGACACAAGGACCUGGAAGAGACCAUGAGCACUCUGGAAUACGCGCACAGAGCCAAGAACAUACAGAACAAGCCAGAAGUCAACCAGAAGAUGACUAAGAAGGCUAUAUUGAAAGAGUAUGCUGAAGAAAUAGAUCGGUUAAAACGAGACCUGCAGGCUACAAGGGAUAGAAAUGGCGUCUACCUAGCCAGCGAAACAUACGCCGAAAUGACUCUUAAAGAAGAAGAACAACGCAAGGAAAUACAAGAACUGCUGCUCAAGAAGAGAGCCAUGGAGGAGGAGAGGGACCGCAUGGAGGCCGUCUUCGAGGAGAUGAAUCAGAAGCUGGAAGUGCGAGAGCAAGAGCUAGCUAAUACCGUGGGGCAGUUGAAUACUACGAAGGCGGAGUUGGCUACCACCAGUAAAAAACUAGUGAAAACGAAGCAAGUGUGUGAGGAGCAGCAGCAGCUGGUGUCUGCCCACUGCAGUACGGAGAAGGCGCUGAGUGCGCAGGCGAGGCAGCUGCUGGCCACCGCCGACGUGGCCACCAAGCAUGUGGCCUGUCUGCAUGACACCGUGGACAAGCGGAAGUCGGUGGAGUCGUGGAACUUAGAGACGACCCGCACUUACCGCUCGCAGAGCUGUGCGCAGCGCGGCGCGGCGCGGGCGCUGCUGAGCCGCCGCGCCGCCGCGCUGCACGCCGCGCUGCUGCGGCUGCAGCAGGACCUGGAAACCUACACAACCUCCAGCACUCAAACUCAAGAGCAAAAUAAACAACAGCUGGAUAACUUAGUGCAGAGCUUCUUGCAUACUAUAAAUGAGAUAAAGUCCGCGACCUCGGAGAGCCACGCCUCGCUAGUCCAGUCAGCAGCCGGCCACCGUAAUGCUCUCCACGCGGCGGUGAGCGAGCACAGCGGCGGCCUGCAGGCCUCGCUGCUGGCCUUCCUGCAGGGACUCGGGGCCUCGCUGCAGACCGCACAGGCCGUCGAUGUUAAAGGGAAAGUGGCUGCUUUUGUUGAGCAAUGGGUGUCGGGCGCGGCAGCCCGCGUGUGGUCGCUGUCCCGCGCGCAGGCCGCGUGGGCGCGCGCGGGCGCGGCGGCGGGCACGACGCGCAGUGCGCGCGCGCGCCGCGCGGACGCGCGCCGCGCCCGCCUGGCCGCGCGCCGGAACGUCAUGCUGGCCAGGGCGCAGGAAAUGGAAGAAGAAUCAACUCGUCUAGAAAGCCUACUAACACAACAACUAGCUGACAUCGACACUGAACGACAAGACACAGAGAACAGACUACAACAAUGGAUGGAAGAAAAACGCCGACUGUUAGAAGAAGAACUAGCAAAACACGUCGCAUCGGAGAAGAAAGCGCUAGAAGAAAGACUAGCCAAGAAGGUCGCAGAAAUAGAGGUACAGAAAAAGAUCUUGGAACAGAGAAUGGAGCGUUACAAAGAGUGGCAACAGAUACAAUUUGAGGCUGAUAAAGAGGAGUUGGAGAUGGCAGACGCAGACCUGCAGGAGAUCGAAAACAGCACAGAAGAGAGCAUUAAUGAUAUCAAGAAGUAUAGCAAGGAGUUUGAAGAAGGCACGAACGCCAUCAGCGUAGACAUGGAGAUCUUCAGCAAGAAUAUCGUAGAGGUUGUGGAUCACAUCAAUAGCGAGAUGCUGGCCGCGCUGCAGAACACCAGGGAACAUGUUGAGAAAGAAGUAAAGACAGUGAUAGAGGCUGAUCAGCAAACGAGCCAAACCUUCGUACAGGGAGCGGACGCCAUGCUGGCGGACAUCGUGGCUAGCACCAAGAACAUCACAGACGCACUUAUUGACAAGAUUGAGGCUAACAACGCCACAGCGGUCGAGGCCCUCACAUCGGUAUCGGCCUCCACGUCCUCCCUGAUCUCCUGCAGCCUCGCUCAUCAAGCCGCACACGACAGCAAGCGCUGCGCCGCGCGCGAGGAGCUAGACGCCCUGCAGCUGGACCUGGACGAGGCGCUACAGAACCUGGAGAGGCUGGAGGGGAGGUACCUCAGCCAGGAGUACAAGGUGUACGAGCCUACAGGCUCGACCCCGUCCCGCCUGGAGUUCCGCUACCCGCGCCAGCUGGCCGCCACCUCGCCUCACGCGCGCAUCCUGGCGCGCCUCAGGAUGCAGCCCGACAACGACGAUGACUGUGUAGUAGUGGAGUCCGAGGCGGCCCCCCGCGCGGCGAGUGACUCGGACAGUUCGGAGGACUCGGCCGUGUUCGCGGCGCCGUCGCCGCCCGUUUUGAAUCAGAGCAAGAACAAGAUCGUCAAGAGCACCUCCGAGACUGACAUACUCUUCACUAUGAAGAGGCAACAAGAACAAAGCAAAGAGAACACUGAACGUUCUAUCUCAAACAAAAAGCCAUCGAAACUGCCGGCGCCCUCGUCACACAAGAAACCGCUCGUGGAGAGGAACGGCAACUGACACCAACACCACAGCUACCCUCGAACUGAAGAUAUUGUGUUCAUGCAGGUGUUCGCAACCCCUCCGCUAGGGGCGCUGCCGGCGAACGAAACGAUCCUAGGAUAGUCUUAUACUAGUGUGUUCUUGCAUUUAGAAUAAUAAACAUUUUUUGUAUUACGAAAUUCUCACCGACUUAUUAUCUUUAGGUUAUUUUUCAUUUCUUUUGGACUAUAUGUAUGCGUUUUAGAACUUUUGUUUAUUGAUAAUUAUAUGCUCAUAGAUAUUAUCUUCUUGGUAUAAACUCUUUGUUUAUAAAUGAUUAGAAUACAUGGUGCUUGCUCAAUAUUUUCAAGUGCCUCCGUUGUAGACUGGGCAGAAUAUUACCAAUUUGACAUGACAGUUAAGUUGGAUAAUUGCCUGGACACAGUUGCACUGCAUUAGCAUCUCGAAUGUGUAUGGCAAUGACAUUUCUACGAGUGAUGUAUCGACGGUCAGCGUGGGCGCUUGGAAAAAUAAUUCUUGUGUGCAGACCAAGUGUGAAAAAGGUUUUUCGAAAGUUAGCAAAUAAUAUUUUCUGCUUAAUUAAUACCGAUACUUUAAUUUAUUAAACAGUAUCAUAAUGCUUUUGUAUUAUUAUGUAGCCUCAUUAUAUAUCUGUCAUGUUAUAUGAAUAUUAUUUUGGUUAUGAAUAUUUUCCAGAUAAUUACUCACGAAAGCCUAUACAAAUUUUAAUAAAAUUAAGUUUAAAUUCUAUUAUUUUAAUUUGGUAUAUUAAUUUACAUAUUUAGGCAAUGGUUAGUUUUUUUAUGGAUAAUUACAUCGAUUAAAAUUAAAUUAGAUAUAAAAAUAUUACGUAUUAUCUGUAGGAAAAAAUCCGUAAACAACGUUGCGUGAUUUUCUUCGUACUAAAUCUUAUUCUAAUUUCUUCUCCUUGACAAAGGUAAAGCCUAUCAAUAUUCCCACGCACUAUGUAAGUACACAAAGUAUAUGGUAAUAGUUGUAUAUUAUUUAAUCUGAAAUAAUUGGUUAUAUUUAAUACAAAAUUAUUUGUAACAUAUCAGUGCUAUGCUUUUCUGUAUUCAUGCGUGUGUACAUGCUCUGAAUAAAUUAUAUCUUACGAUUA